AUGCAGGCCUCCAGCCGCCAGUGCCGUUGGGCCAGCCUGCCCAGCCCCAGCGCGCGCGAGGCGGCCUCUAUGUAUGGCACGGCGGUGGCCAUCUUCCUGGUCAUCCUGGUGGCCGUGCUGCAGGGCUUGGCGCCCCCUGAGCACCCCCUUCCCUACCGAAUCCCGCUGGACCCCGAGGGGAACCUGGAGCUGUCCUGGAACGUGAGCUACGGCCAGGAGGUUGUCCACUUCCAGCUGCUGGUGCGGCGGCUGGAGGCCGGGGUCCUGUUUGGAAUGUCAGACCGCGGUGAGCUGGUGGACGCCGACCUGGUCGUGCUUUGGACAGACGGAGACACAGCCUACUUCGCCGAUGCCUGGAGUGACCAGAAGGGACAGGUCCACCUGGAUCCCCAGCAGGACUACCAGCUGCUGUGGGCACAGAAGACCCCGGAAGGCCUGUCCCUGCUUUUCAAGAGGCCCUUUGGCACCUGUGACCCCAAGGAUUACCUCAUUGAGGACGGCACCGUCCACCUGGUGUACGGGAUCCUGGAGAAGCCGUUCCAGUCCCUGGAGGCCAUCAACACCUCAGACCUGAAGACGGGGCUACAGAGGGUGCAGCUCCUGAAACCCGACAUCCCGAUCCCAGCCAUGCCGUCCGACACACGCACCAUGGAGAUCCGCGCCCCCAACGUCCUGAUCCCCGGCCAGGAGACCACGUACUGGUGCUACAUCACAGAGCUUCCCCACGGCUUCUCCCGGCACCACAUCGUCAUGUAUGAGCCCAUCAUCACUGAGGGCAACGAGGCCCUUGUGCACCACAUGGAGGUCUUCCAGUGUGCCCUCGAGUUCGAGACGGUGCCCCACUUCAACGGACCCUGCGACUCCAAGAUGAAGCCCGAACGGCUCAACCACUGCCGUCACGUGCUGGCCGCCUGGGCCCUGGGCGCCAAGGCAUUUUACUACCCAGAAGAGGCUGGCCUGCCUUUUGGGGGGACUGGGUCCUCCAGAUUUCUCCGUCUGGAAGUUCACUACCACAACCCUCUGAAGAUCCAAGGCCGGCACGACUCCUCUGGGAUCCGCCUGUACUACACGGCCACACCGCGGCGCUUUAAUGCAGGGAUCAUGGAGCUUGGGCUGGUGUACACGCCCGUGAUGGCCAUCCCCCCGCGGGAGACCGCCUUUGUCCUCACUGGCUACUGCACCGACAAGUGCACUCAGCUGGCCCUGCCUUCCUCCGGGAUCCACAUCUUUGCCUCUCAGCUGCACACACACCUGACCGGGAGGAAGGUGGUCACCGUCCUGGCCCGGGACGGCCGGGAAGCGGAGAUCGUGAACAGGGACAAUCACUACAGCCCCCACUUCCAGGAGAUCCGCAUGCUGAAGAAGAUCGUGUCGGUCCACCCGGGAGACGUGCUCAUCACCUCUUGUACCUACAACACGGAGGACCGGGAGCUGGCCACCGUGGGGGGCUUCGGGAUCCUGGAGGAAAUGUGUGUCAACUACGUGCACUACUACCCCCAGACACAGCUGGAGCUUUGCAAGAGCGCGGUGGAUGCCGGCUUUCUGCAGAAGUAUUUCCACCUGCUGAAUAGGUUUAACAGCGAGGACGUGUGCACCUGCCCCCAGGCGUCCGUGCCUCAGCAGUUCGCCUCUGUGCCCUGGAACUCCUUCAGCCGCCGCGUGCUCGAGGCCCUGUACGGCUUUGUCCCCAUCUCCGUGCAUUGCAACAAGUCCUCGGCCGUGCGCUUCCAGGGUGAAUGGGAGCUGCAGCCCCUGCCCAAGAUCAUCUCCACACUGGAAGAGCCCACCCCGCAGUGUCCCGCCAGCAGGGGCCCAAGCCCCACCGGCCUCACUGUAGUCAGCAUCAGUGGGGGCAAAGGUUGAGUGGAGGCUGCCCCCGCCUCCUCCACGCUGUCCCAUGGGCUCACACCGCUCUGUGUUCCCCCCAAGCUGUGAGGACCCCCAUGAAACAGCACCGUGUGCC
Carlito syrichta (Philippine tarsier) is the source of this 1963-nucleotide messenger RNA. It is a transcript of the gene DBH, whose product is annotated as dopamine beta-hydroxylase. Gene Ontology annotation, molecular function: dopamine beta-monooxygenase activity; copper ion binding. NCBI's taxonomy places the organism in Eukaryota, Metazoa, Chordata, Mammalia, Primates, Tarsiidae. The record is from RefSeq and is a predicted model, not a curated record. Gene Ontology annotation, biological process: norepinephrine biosynthetic process; octopamine biosynthetic process; dopamine catabolic process. Bases 1 to 1863 code for a protein of 620 amino acids. Gene Ontology annotation, cellular component: secretory granule membrane. The transcript is spliced from 12 exons.